AUGCUCAAGAUCUUCCUCCAGGCGGAGUGUAUGGGGAUGCAAGUUGAUGACGAGCUCGAAAUGUAUAGACAGAUGGAACAGCAGUCUGAAAGUAAUCAUCCCGGUCGCGAUGUUGUAAGAACCUUGCUCGAUACGUUCUAUAUCAAUGGGCUGGGGGAUAAGCAUCGCUGUCUCGUGCACCCGCCGUUAUGGGAGAGUGUUCUAACCUUCCUGCGCCGGAAUCCGGUGGAGAGGUUACCUUCGGUGAUUCUUGCUGUUGUUCUUCAUCGGUUGUUUAUGGCGUUGGAGUAUCUUCAUACUGAGUGUGGGGUAGCGCAUACUGAUAUCAAGGCUUAUAACAUCAUGCUCGGCAUCAAUGAUGACUUUGUCUUCACUGACAUUGAAGAAAUUGAACUCCAACGACCCGUCCCGAGGAAAGAGGUCUAUGACAGAAUGAUAUACAUGUCCCGGGUACUCAAAGUACCCAAGGAUGUUGGUGGUCCUGUACUCUGUGACCUUGGUUCUGCCAUGGUUAUCAAUGAUGAAUACCAGAGGGAAUUCAUACAGCCUCGGAUUUAUCGAGCGCCGGAGGUGAUACUGGGAGUUCCGUGGACGUAUAGUGUUGAUAUAUGGAAUGUGGGGUGCAUGAUCUGGGAUCUAUACGAAGGUGGUUCUUUAUUCACGGGAUACGAUCCUGUAGAUGAGAGGUACCGGAGCCGAGCGCAUCUUGCGGAGAUGAUUAAUCUUCUUGGACCGCCGCCUCAGAGUUUGCUUGCGCGGGGGCAGUUGAGAGAUAGGUUUUUCUCAGAUGAAGGUGCUUUCCUCCAUCCGGAUUUAUUGACCGAACGGAUCCCCCUUGAAGAAAGGGAGACGAGUCUGGAGGGAAAGGCAGAGAGGGAAGCAUUUUUGCGUCUCAUGCGAAAGAUGCUGCAGUGGGAGCCAGAGAAGCGUAGUUCUGCUCGGGAGUUGGCGGAGGAUGAGUGGUUGCAAAGUUAUAUAUGA
Molecule: messenger RNA, 981 nt
Organism: Aspergillus tubingensis
Lineage: Eukaryota; Fungi; Ascomycota; Eurotiomycetes; Eurotiales; Aspergillaceae
Product: putative protein kinase
Exons: 4
Coding region: 1-981 (326 amino acids)
Biological process (GO): protein phosphorylation
Molecular function (GO): ATP binding; protein kinase activity
Source: RefSeq, a predicted model, not a curated record